This is a messenger RNA of Parastagonospora nodorum SN15, 597 nucleotides long. RefSeq lists its product as hypothetical. Bases 1 to 597 code for a protein of 198 amino acids. Lineage: Eukaryota; Fungi; Ascomycota; Dothideomycetes; Pleosporales; Phaeosphaeriaceae. The record is from RefSeq and is a predicted model, not a curated record. The transcript has a single exon.
AUGGCGUCGUUCUGGAACAAGCGUACAACCAUCACCACAGGUGUUGCCAUUACUCUACUCGGAGCUUACUACAUCUACCAAUCACCAACUUCCAUCACAUACACCAUGUCGAAUUCAAGCUCAAGCAAUGGUAUUCCAGGCCUCGAGUUCAAGCUCACACAGACUUCGCGAAACCCGCCAGCGCUGCUGGUUACACUCAAGAACAACAGUCCGGAUACUCCCUAUACGCUGUUGAAAUGGGGCACUCCACUCGACUCCGCUGCACUCAACACUGGAGUGUUCAAGAUCGUCAAUGAAGAAAGCGGCGACGAGGUCGAGCAGAUGGUUCUCCAAAUCAACAGAAAGAUGCCGCCGCCGCAAGAAGAGCUUGUCACCAUUGCGCCGGGUACGGAGGAAGAGCUUACCGUAACAUUCGACAAGCCGUGGAUGCCGGAACAGAAGCCUGCUAAGUACAAGGUCAAGGCUGAAGGCGAGUUUAAGGGUGUUUGGGACAAGUACGGCACGGACAUUAGCGAGGACGAUUUGAAUGCGUAUAUCCAGAGUCCGUUUAGCGGAAAGAGAUUUGCGACGAACGAGGUUAUUAUGGAAGUUCACUAA